This is a messenger RNA of Aspergillus puulaauensis, 2100 nucleotides long. RefSeq lists its product as uncharacterized. Lineage: Eukaryota; Fungi; Ascomycota; Eurotiomycetes; Eurotiales; Aspergillaceae. Gene Ontology annotation, biological process: regulation of translation. Bases 1 to 2100 code for a protein of 699 amino acids. Gene Ontology annotation, cellular component: nucleolus. The transcript has 2 exons. Gene Ontology annotation, molecular function: mRNA binding. The record is from RefSeq and is a predicted model, not a curated record.
AUGGUUGGAGUAAAACGCCGUGUCGAUACCGGUGAAGACCGCAAUGGGAAGCGGACGAAGACGAAGACCGCUGUUUCAACGAAGAGCAAAUCAGUGCCAGUGAAGACGCAGAAGAGUGCAAAGGGAAAGGAUGUGAAGUCCGGAAAGAAGGAUCAGAAGGCAUCUAAGAAGAAGCCCAUUGAGGAAGAGGAGGAUGAAUUCUCUGAUCAAGACGACGACUUCGAUGUCGAUAAUAUUUCAGAUUCCGAGAUCGAGGACGGAGAUGAUGCCGAAGAUGAUGUUGAAAUGGACGAUGUCGAUGCGGAGGACGACGAUGAGGACGAAGAAGUUGAAGUCAAGGACAAGAAGAAAUUAAGUUUGAAGUCUCAGGAAAGUGAGGAGAUGAAGAAUAAAAAUUCGUCCCGCGAGUCGCAUAUCAAACAGAAAGCCCUGCAGCAAGAGCGCAAAGCCGCAAAACCCAAUGCCGAUCAGAUUGCCCGGUCGAAGAAACUAUGGGAGCGCCUGCGUCGCAAGUCGCACGUCCCUCUGGAGGAGAGGAAGAAGCUUAUCGCGGAGCUUUUCGACAUAAUCACCGGCAGGGUCAAGGAUUUCGUCUUCAAGCACGACUCUGUCCGUGUUAUCCAAACGGCGCUGAAAUAUGCAAACGUCGAGCAACGUAAGCAGAUCGCCCGGGAACUCAAGGGCAGCUACGUUGAACUGGCACAGAGCAAAUACGCCAAAUUCUUGAUUGGCAAGCUGAUCGUACACUGCGAUUCUGAAAUACGGGACUUGAUUAUCGCCGAGUUCUACGGCAAAGUAAAGCGUUUGAUCCGCCACCCCGAGGGCUCAUGGAUUCUUGACGACAUCUACCGGACGGUAGCGACGGAGGAGCAGAAAGCCAACCUUCUUAGGGAGUGGUAUGGCGCCGAGUUCGCCAUCUUCAGAGACAACAGCAACAAGACACCAACCGCUGAUCUCUCUAAAAUCAUCGAGGCCGAGCCUGCGAAGCGAUCAACCAUCAUGCAUUUCCUUCUCGAGCUCAUCAACCAGCUCAUCCAGAAAAAGACCACCGGGUUCACGAUGCUCCACGACGCAAUGCUUCAAUAUUUCCUCAUCAUAAAGCCCGGCAGCACCGAAGCCACCGAAUUCGUUGAGCUCAUCAAGGGCGACGAGGAAGGCGACCUCGUCAAGAACCUCGCGUUCACCAAGUCCGGCGCCCGCCUCAUGUGCCUCGCCCUCGCAUACUCCAACGCAAAGGACCGCAAACAACUCACCCGCUUCUACAAAGACACCAUUAAGAUGAUGGCCGGUGAUCUUAAUGGCCAUCUCGUCAUCCUAGCCAUGUACGAAGUCAUUGAUGACACAAAGCUCACCUCCAAGCUCAUCUUCCCUGAACUCCUCAACCAGAACAUCUCAGACGAGGAAGCCCGCAAUGAAGAACUCCUUUUCCAAACCACGGACCUCACAGCCCGCAUUCCCAUCCUAUACCCCUUCGCCAGCAACAACAAGCUCAAGUGGCUCCUCCCCGAGGGCGACAACGCCGUCCUCGACGAAAUCCGCGAAAUCCGCAAAGAAACAUCAAAGAAGGAACCUUCCGUCCGUCGCCAGGAGCUCGUCAAAGCUGCAUCCCCGGCCAUCCUUGAUUUCAUCACCGCCCGUGCAGACUCACUUCUCGAAACCAGCUUCGGCUGCCAGUUCCUCGCCGAGGUUUUCUUUGACGCUGACCCUUCGGAUGGCAAGAAGGACGCCGCGCUGGCUGCCGUCGCUGAAGCCGCCAAGUCCCGCUCCGAUACAAAGGAUUCACCAUUCGUUGGACGCAUGCUCAAGUCGCUUGUCCAGGGUGGACGGUUUAACAGCGCCGAGAAGAAGGUGGAGAAGGUCUCGCCGCCGCUGAACUUCCACGGACUGCUGUAUGAGCAGAUCGGCGGAGAAGUAAUGGCGUGGGCGACGGGGUCGAACGUGUACGUCGUCGUUGCGUUGACAGAGUCGGACGAUUUCGAGAAGAAGAGUGAGCUGCUGAAGGCGUUGAAGAAGGGGAAGAAGGCGCUGGAGCAGGCGUCGAAGGCUGAGAAGGGGCCUGCCAGUAGUGGAGCGAAGCUGUUGCUGGAGAAGAUCGCGUAG